GCGGUGUCCGCGCAUGCGCGCCAGGUUCGCUAGCGGCUAAUGUUGCUAAAAGCUAAACGAGAAGGGACUUUCCACCUCGCCUGACUCAGUCAAUAGCUAGUGGUUCUGCGAAGGCCAAAGUGAGACGGGACAGCUGAUACUAUUAUUUACUGACAUUUUCUAAUAGUGAUCUUUUUCCUGCAUCAUGGAUACUUAAACACCCUUAAAGGGGAUGCCCGGGCGGGGGGCGGGGGGAAGAGAUGUUUGAGAUGUGACUUGUGUGUUUGGGUUAAUGUUUAGGUUAUUUUUUUUUUCAUCGAGCUUUUAUGUUUUAAUUGGACGGAGGUCUGGGUUAGAGUCUGCAGCUUCCUCCCACUUACUAAAAACAUGUUCAAACAGUGUUUCUUAACCAUGGCGCAAGCGCCCCCUAGAGGCCACCAAAAAUGUCCGUGUGUCAGCUGUGGUCCGUGUGGGCCGCAGCGGUACUCAGUUGUAAUACACUUUUCCACCACUUGUGGCAGUAAUGACAAUAUCAAACAAACAAGUUUGGAGCUAAAGUCAUAGAGAAGUUUCUCAGGCGCAAAAAUUAUGACUAAAUUGGUGCACAUGCAUUUUGUUUAUUUAUUUUAUCUCAACAUAAUUGUAUGUAAAUGUAUUUUUAUUCAGUUAUUUAUUAGUCCCUUAUUACACAGUGUUUAUUUUCCCACCCGCCUGACUUAAGCCUAUGGUUUACGUGUUAAAUUUGCCAUUUGUGAGCGCCAGCUAAUUUUUUUAUCGGAUUCUAAAAAUGCCAUUACUCACAAAAGAAAACGUAAAAAUUGGAAUAAAAGAGCAGUCCCACCUCUCACCCUGAAAAGUCAACUGGGAUAGGCUCCAGCUCAGAUAAUGAGGACAAAGUGGUACAGAAAAUGGAGGCAUGUGGCAGAUUUACAAGCAUAUUUCUUAAUGAUCCAGGCUGAAUUGAUUUAGAAUGUAGCACAUUAAAGGAGAACUGCACUUUUUGGGGGGGAUUUUGCUUAUUGUUCACAAUCAUUAUGAGAGACAAGAACACAAAUGUCUUUUUUGGGGGGGGAUUAAAAAAAUACUUGGAAGAUGCGGCUAAUGGAGCUUUCAAAGCCUCUAAAACAACUUCAAAACCCUCCAAUGUUUUACAUACACACUGCAAGUAUAUAUAUAAUGUAGUAACAAACACCUUCAUAACAAUAUGUAAUAUGUACAAUACACACACUGCAAGUAUAUAUAUAAUGUAGUAACAGACACCUUCAUAACAAUAUGUAAUAUGUACAAUAUACACACUGCAAGUAUAUAUAUAAUGUAGUAACAGACACCUUCAUAACAAUAUGUAAUAUGUACAAUAUACACACUGCUAGUAUAUAUAUAAUGUAGUAACAGACACCUUCAUAACAAUAAGUAAUGUGUACAAUAUACACACUGCAAGUAUAUAUAUAAUGUAGUAACAGACACCUUCAUAACAACAUGUAAUAUGUACAAUAUACACACUGCAAGUAUAUAUAUAAUGUAGUAACAGACACCUUCAUAACAAUAAGUAAUGUGUACAAUAUACACACUGCAAGUAUAUAUAUAAUGUAGUAACAGACACCUUCAUAACAAUAUGUAAUAUGUACAAUACACACACUGCAAGUAUAUAUACACUGCAAAAACUGAAUUCUAAGUAAGAUGAAAUAUGUCAAAUAAGGGUGAUAUUUGCUUAUUUUCUGUCUGAUAAGAUAAUUCUUCUCACUAAGCAGAUUUUAUGUUAGAGUGUUUUACUUGUUUUAAGGGUUUUGGUCCUAAAUGACCUCAGUAAGAUAUUACAGCUUGUUGCUGAGAUGUUAUGAGCUAUAUUGAGUAAAACAUGCUUGAAACUAGAAUAUCAACUGAUGCAAAGCUGUGUCAUCAACAUUCACAAGUAUAAAACUACUUUUUCAAAGUAAUCAUUUCUUACUUCAAGCAUGAAAAAAAAAAAUCAUGAUGAAAAAAUCAUUAUGUCAAGAUAAUGGCACUAGCAUUUACUUAAUUUAAGAAUAUAUUUCAACAUAUUGAGCAAAAAGGUCUCUUUUUUUUUCUAGCAAGAAAAGUGCACUUGUUAUUAGUGACAAUAUACUUAUUUUAAGGUAUUUCGGGGUUCGUUGAGGUUAGCUAAUUUGACUUGUUUUGGAAAGUCUUGACAAGCCGAAUUUUCUUGUUCUAUUGGCAGAUAAUUUUGCUUAGUUCAAGUAAAAUACCCCUAAUUUUUGUAAAUUUUUUUCUUGUUUUUUGAGCACUGACUUUUUGCGGUGUUUAUAAUGUAGUAACAGACACCUUCAUAACAAUAUAUAUAAUAUGUACAAAAUACACACUGCAAGUAUAUAUAUAAUGUAGUAACAGACACCUUCAUUACAAUAUGUAAUAUGUACAAUAUUUACCCUAAUUUGGUCAUUUUAGUCAUUGCCGGAACUAAUUCCUCGGCGCGUUGAUUUCUGUUUCCAUAGCAGCACACUUCUGACUUCUGGCAACAAAUUUGUGUUCCUACUUCCAAAAACAAACGCCUGUUUUCUCUAAUCAUGGCAGACAUUGUAAAAGACGACUGUUUUUUUGGACAAAUGAGGAUUCACAACCUUCUCUUUUUGAAGCUGAAGAUACUGAGGAUGAGCUAGUGCUUCUGAAAGUGAGCAAGAAGGAAGAGUGUGACGUCGGAGCGGACGAAAGCCGAGAGAGUUGAGGUGAACGUGACUCGAACCUGCAAAAUGUGGAAUUUGAAGCCAUGCCACUUCGACAUAAAUGGAUUGCUUACCCAAAUAAACCGGAAAAAAACCUCUCUGGCCAGCUGGACCAAACGGAUAACUGUCCCAUCGAGUGAGUCACAAUUAAUUAUUGAUCAUGAUACACGCAGCAACAACUACAGUACAUAGUUAGCCAUGGCUGGCUGUGUACAAACAAAGCAUUACGGAUACUGUAGUAUGAUUGUUCAAGUUUUCCACUCAGUACAGAUUGGUAUUGUGCGCGUCAAACUCAAACGCGUUUUGUGUUGACGCCGUUGCUCGCUUAUCUCUUUCCGUAGUUAGCUUUUACGGCUAAUACCGUCGCAUGUCGAUGUGUUCGUACGCUAGAAAAAGUGUUUUUUCUUACAAUAACAAUGUUGCUACAGUUUUGUUAUUAUACAAGUUACAGAACGUAAAUGCAUUUUUAAAGUGAUUUAGAGGUAGAAUUAUUUGCAUUGCUAGUCACCAAGAACAAGACAUUUUUUACAUGUUAGAAUGCAAAAAAAACCAACUUUUGUCUUCUUGUCUCUCAUAAUGAUUUUGAACGAUAGGCAAAAUUCCAAAAAAAAAGUGCAGUUCCCAUUUUAAAUGCUAUGUCAUCCGUUUUGAUUCUUUUUAGUUUCACUUUGACUGUUUUUUUUUUAUCUGUUUUGUGGGUGAGAGCAUGAAACAUCUCAAACAUCCCCCCCCCCCCCCUCCCCCGGUGGGCAUCUCCUCCCCCCCUAAACAAAUGGAGACUCUAGUUCAGCUGAAAAACAACCCGUUCCUGCUUGGUCUGUGUCGUAACGGCCCCCCGCCGGACCUGCAGUACGACAACUCUUCGGAGCUUUUCCGCAUCUCCACCUUCGCCCGUUUCCCGGCGAGCGCCGUCACGGAGCGCAGCCUGGCCCGAGCCGGGUGGUUCUACACGGGCGUGGGCGACCGCGUGCAGUGUUUCCGCUGCAACGUGACGGCCGAGGGCUGGCUGGCCGGCGACUGUCCCAUCGAGAAACACCGCCAGCUGUCGCCUUCCUGCUCCUUCGUCCAGAGCCUCCCGUCCACCGCCAACCUGCUGUCCUCCUCGCACUCCGCCUUCUCCCCGCUACGCGUCGCGCCCGCCGUCCCGAUUCCUGGUGCAGGCUCGGCUGCUCCCAACCCCGGAGUCGCAGGUCAAGGGGAGGAGCCAGCGGCCUAUCUGAACAUGAGCUUCUCAGCCCCGCCCCCGUCCAGUCCGCUGAGCUCGCGUGGCGUGGAGGACAUGUCCCACCAAAGGCCCGCCUGCCACAACCCCGCCAUGCGGCGCGAGCAGGACCGCCUGGACUCCUUCCGCGGGUGGUCGCUCACCAUCAUCACCCCCGCCGAGCUCACCAAGGCCGGCUUCUACUACCUGGGCCCGGGCGACCGCGUGUGCUGCUUCAGCUGCGGCGGACAGCUGAGCAACUGGGAGCCAGGCGACCGCGCCGCGUCCGAGCACCAGAGGCACUACCCCAACUGCCGCUUCGUGCGAGGCGACCGCGCCGACAACGUGUCUCUGGCGGGGGCCCCUGCCUCCCAACUGGCCCUCAACAACGUGUCCAACCCCGCCAUGCAGCACAACGAGGAGAGGCUGCUCACCUUCGUCAACUGGCCCGCUCGCAUCCCCGUCAGACCGGAGCAGCUGGCCAAGGCUGGCUUCUACUACGUCGGUCGCAAUGAUGACGUCAAGUGCUUCUGCUGCGAUGGAGGACUGAGAUGCUGGGAGUCUGGAGAUGAUCCCUGGGUGGAACACGCCAAAUGGUUCCCCAGGUGUGAGUAUUUGCUGCAGGAAAAAGGUCAGGAGUUUGUCCAGCAGAUUCAGGCUCGUUUCCCUCGACUGUUUGAGCAGCUGCUGACAAACGGAGACAGCAGCUCCAGAGAGUUUGUGGACCCGCCAGUGGUGCACCUGGGUCCGGGUGACGAGCGCUGCGAGGACGCCAUCAUGAUGAACACGCCCGUCAUCAAGUCUGCCCUGGAGAUGGGCUUCGAGCGCGGUCUGGUCAAGCAGACGGUCCAGGGCAAGAUCCUGACCAGCGGGGAGAACUACCGCACAGUCCAGGAGCUGGUCUGUGACCUGCUGAGUGCCGAGGACCAGAAGAGGGAGGAGGAGCGAGAGAUGCUGGCUGAGGCCAUGGCGUCAGAUGGCUUCACCUUCGUCAAGAGACACCAGGCAGCUCUCAUCCAACGUCUGAAAAGUGUGGAGCCCGUUAUGGAACAUCUACGAGAACAAACUGUGCUAACUGCAGAGGAGUACAGUGGCCUGCAGGCACAGACGUCAGCACAGCAUCAGACCGCCAAGCUCAUAGAGUUAGUCCUCACCAAAGGCAACGCGGCGGCCGAAGUCUUCCGCAACUGGAUCCAGAAGAACGACGUGCACCUGCUCAGAGACCUGAUGGCCCAGUCCAAUGAGGCGGCGUCACCCAGUCAGGACCUGUCAGGACUCCCCAUGGAGGAGCAGCUGCGGAGGCUGCAGGAGGAGCGCACGUGUAAGGUGUGCAUGGACAAGGAGGUCAACAUCGUGUUCAUCCCCUGUGGACACCUGGUGGUGUGUAAGGAGUGUGCACCCUCCCUGCGCAAGUGUCCCAUCUGCAGGGGUCUGGUGAAGGGCACCGUCAGAACCUUCUUGUCCUAAACAACAACCUUUGUUGUCAAGGUGGUUGCACUUCAACGGGAUGGUUAAAUCAUGUUUGUCAAAUAAAGACAGGAGAGAGAAGUUAAUUUAUACAAAUAUUUAUUGUGGUGUUCAGCAGCUUAGAUGAUCCCAAUCUGGAGACAAAGGAAGGAAGGUGGGUGUUAGGAAGGUGAUGAUGCAAUAACUACACGGGUGGUGUUUACAAGAGCUGCCAUCAGUGGUUCCUUUAGACUCAUCACUAACAGUCGGACACCAUUACUGAUCAUCAUGUGCACAGCGGUGGUAGUUAUCAUCAAUAAGUGGCAGACACUCACCUUGUUCGCCACAUCCAAUGCAUCAUAAUCUGGGGCGAGACGCACGUACGCCUUUUUCUCACCGUCCGGCCUGAAAGCAAAACAAAUUGAUGUAAACAUUUUGUACAACAAUAAAUGUACUUUAAAGUUGUUUAUGUCGCCCCCUAGGGGUUGUUUUCUGAACGCUGUCUUGUAAACUAGCAAACUAAGUUAUGGCAGUUUCAUUUUUUUGUGGAAAAAUGCAACUACAAAUAAAUACGACUAAUGAGUAACUUGGCCACUGAUUGGUUGAGGCAACAUUCAGUCUACAUAAUUAUGUUGUGACAGUUUAUGUCUAGAAAAUAUCUUUUAUGGAAAGUAAUUCUAUUUCAUUUGAAAUCCCCUGAACAAUAAACAGUGAUUAAAGACAGUUUAACGUCAUAGAAAUAUGUUUUAUAAUUAGUUGUGAUGUUUUCACCUCACAUUUCAAUGCUUGAUUCAUCUUUUCUUUUCACCAAAUAACAUUUGUAAUCAUCCAAUAAAUACAGCAAAUGAUCUUUCAUUCAUAAAAGACCAAACUAUUCAACAGAUUUCCCAGAGAAAA
This is a messenger RNA of Entelurus aequoreus (snake pipefish), 6222 nucleotides long. It is a transcript of the gene birc2, whose product is annotated as baculoviral IAP repeat containing 2. Lineage: Eukaryota; Metazoa; Chordata; Actinopteri; Syngnathiformes; Syngnathidae. The record is from RefSeq and is a predicted model, not a curated record. The transcript is spliced from 13 exons. Bases 3385 to 5346 code for a protein of 653 amino acids. Gene Ontology annotation, biological process: regulation of apoptotic process.